UUCUCCAUAAAUUGAAACUAAGGAGAACAAUUCUGAAGAUUGAGUGGCUAAAAGCUGGUAGCUGUUAAAUAGUGAAAAAUGAAGCAAAACAUAUAAUGGAAUAAACAUAAUGAAAGCUUUCAGAACAUUAAAGAACAUAUGUAUUUUGUAUAUACCUUCAUCUUAUUAAUAUUUGUGCUGUGUUUUCAAAUCAUUCCAUAAACUGGAGAUAAUGCAGGACUAUUACAGUUGUAGUCCUCAACUGAAAAGAUCCUAAGCAUCAACUAAUGGUGUGGAAAACUACAUGUAAACGUGGGAUGGGGACAUAUUGAAUUAUUCAUAAUUAAUUCCACUCAAGUUAUGACCAGGGAUGGAAGUAUCUGUCAGCUUAAUUUCUUCCUGUGUAAGUAUAUUCCCCAUCAAUCUGUGCAGCCAAGUUUAUAUUGUAUUACCUUAGUCCAAAACAAAUUUCUGGAAACAGAAUACUGUAUCAGAUGUUUAUGAUACUAUUUUUAAAAACUUCAACAUUUCCCCUGUGGUCAAUUAAAUAUAAGUGCUCUUAAAAUAUUCUUCAGUCAUUAUACUUAAAUAAGAAGCUCCGGGCUUAAACCAAACAGAUGUUCAUUUUCAACAUUAUGGAUCCUUAAGGAUAACAGAUAAGAUUCAACAAGUUUGUGUUUAAGGAACAUAACUGAAGAGUCAAAUUGAAGAGUAAUUGAAAAUGGACUUCAAAUUUUUUCAGUUUUCCACUCUUUUGGAUUUCUGAAUUACAGAAUGUACCGUAAUAAUGAAGAAAAUAGAAUGGAGAAAUGAGACUAUUAUUACGGAAUUCAUCCUUCAUGGCUUUGGAGAUCUGAAAGAGAUACACAAUCUUCUGUUCAUACUGUUUCUAAUAAUCUAUAUCAUGACUAUGGCUGGGAAUCUUCUCAUUAUAGCCCUAAUUGUGACUGACCAGCAUCUCCACACCCCAAUGUACUUUUUCCUAGGCAACUUGUCUUGCUUAGAGACCUGCUACAGCUCAACCAUUCUUCCCAGAAUAUUAGUCAGCCUACUGAAUGAAAACUACACUGUAUCUGUGAAUGGCUGCAUUCUGCAGUUAUGGGCUUUUGUUUUUUUAGCUGUUACAGAAUGCUAUCUCCUUGCUGCAAUGUCUUAUGAUCGUUACUUAGCAAUAUGUAGACCCCUGCAUUAUUCCACACUUAUGAAUUUCAAAAUAUGUCUCCAAUUAGUGGUUGGAUCCUGGACUGGUAGUUUUGUGAUAGACACAAUAUUGUUAACAUUUAUAUUGAAGUUAAGCUUCUGUGGCCACAAUUUGAUAGAACACUUCUUCUGUGAUUUCAUUCCAAUGAUGAAUCUAGCUUGCAGUGAUGCAAGUCAGGUCAAACUUGUGUCAGCUAUCCUAACAUCUAUCUCUACCCUACCACCAUUCUUUUUAACCAUAAUAUCAUAUGCUUAUAUCAUUGCUGCCAUCCUUGGAAUUCCUUCCAUCAUUGGGAGGCAAAAGGCCUUUUCUAUCUGCUCUUCUCACCUCAUUGUAGUGACUAUCUUCUAUGGCAGUCUCACAAUUGUCUAUCUUUUGCAAGACAGUAAUGAACUGAGAGAAUUGAACAAAGUCUUCUCUGUCUUUUACACAAUUUUAACACCACUGUUCAAUCCCCUUAUAUAUAGCCUGAGGAACAAAGAGGUGAGGGGAGCUCUGGGAAGGACAAUUAGCAAAUAUACAACCUGCAUACAAGUUCACUGAAUUCUUAUUUUCAUUUAAAGAGAGAGAAAUUAUUCUCAUUAUAUCAUUAAAACCCUUUCAUUUUAUUAAUUCAGCAGUAUAUUUCCUGUGAUUUGGGUUCUGUAGAUAAGUUGUUAUACUGGUUGAAUAAGAAAAAAAUGUAGAAAAACUAUUGACUUCUGUAUAAGACUAUUUGGGGAGAAUAGGACGCUGCAAAUCACCCCUCCUUGCACUAACUGUUUUUAAAUAGUACUGUAAGUGGAGAUUCUGUAAUUAUCAUUUAUAAGUAUUAAUCUUGUGCCUUAAAUUUGGAAUAAGUUACCAGGGAGCUCAGAUAAGA
Molecule: messenger RNA, 2042 nt
Organism: Crotalus tigris (Tiger rattlesnake)
Lineage: Eukaryota; Metazoa; Chordata; Lepidosauria; Squamata; Viperidae
Product: olfactory receptor 6B1-like
Exons: 2
Coding region: 767-1723 (318 amino acids)
Biological process (GO): G protein-coupled receptor signaling pathway
Cellular component (GO): membrane
Molecular function (GO): olfactory receptor activity; G protein-coupled receptor activity
Source: RefSeq, a predicted model, not a curated record